GCCAGCCGUUAGUUCGCCGUGUGCGCUCGUGACGUGAGGAUCUACUGUUUUUCACCGCGUUACGCUCUCGCAAACCAGCACUUGACGUUCCGGAUGUUUAUUGUUCAUAAAAUACACAAAAAUAUAUACAUCUACAUAUAUUUUUAUCACUUAUCAAGGACACUGUCCGUUUUACUGAUAACCCAGUGGUGAAUCUCGCAAUAGAUUUAUUUUAUCGACUGUUUUAGAUUUUUAAAAUCGGAGCUGUUUGAGUGGAGUUUAAAAGUUAUUACUUGGUGAUAAGUUGCGACGAACUUGACAGAGAGUAAGCGUGUGACAUCACCCUUUACUCGCUCGCGAUAUAAUUCGCGGGUCGCUGUAGCAACACCAGUACCAGUACCAGUACCAUUACCAGUACCAGUAAAUAAACUAUCAGAUACUUUUUUUUUCCCACUCGGACUAAUCGAGUAAUGUGGGAGUUUUAAAUAGCUAUAGAAUGACUGUGGAUGCUGUGUGGCUCUGAACUACUGACGGUCAUUUAAUCCACACGGUCGAGUAGAGCAUUCGCUACGCGAACAAGAGGAUCGCGUGAACCGGAAGACUCAUCGUAACCCGGCAUAUCAUAAUCAUCUACAUACGCUGCCGCGCUGUUUGUGCUGCUAAUCCAUCUACGCUGCAGUGAAAAUAUAAAUAUAUAACAAUAAUAAAAUAUAAAAAAAACUUUAACGAGACUUUGUACUCUUCGGAGCGCGUAUUAUCGGAGUCAUUUCGUCAUGUGCUAACGUCUUGCCACAAGUUACCGAGCUCUGUUUAAAUAUUCGAACUUUACGUUUAUUUUUCUCGACUCGCGAAUUCAUUUACCUCGCGGUUUUUGAAUUCCUGCUAUCGUGGAAUCGAACGGGCUUUCUUUGACUACGUGUCGAUUGGACAGCGGGUUUGCUGGACAGGAGCAGAGGAGUUGGGUACCAGAGUCCGAGCAGGAGUCCAGCAGCAGAGUCGGCGAUUUAAAAGUUGGGGGCCAGGCCUGAAUAUGUCAGCCAAGCGAAAGGCCACUGCCAUCAUGCAGCACCACAAGGAAAAUAUUUCGACCCCAGAGCCUGCAGAUAUCACCGAAGACGAUCAUUAUUCUACCACGCUCAUGAAAGACGCGGAUAAGCUGAAGCUGAUGCUGCUCGCGUGGAAUUAUAAUCUUCAGCAGCAGGCCCAGGCGCAGGCUGCAUCUGCGGCACUGUCGCCAAAUAACUCAUCAACUACAACAGCCAACACCAUUGGCACACCUGUCACCAGCCAAUCAGCCAUUUCCACGGCAAACAACACCAUUAACAACUGCACACUCACAGACUCACGAAAUGGGACGUCAGAGCUCGGGGAAUUAUCCUCAGCGGUCCCUAGUCUCGGCACAGUUUCUGGCGUCGGAGGCGAAGACAUGGCGUCGCUGUGGGCGUCCUAUGCCAUGGGACUAAAGAAGACACCGCCGCCAGCGUCAUCCUGCACACCCUCGCGGUCAGACCGGGACCGGGAGUCGAGUCCGACCGGGGGCGAGGGCGCCGGCAGCGCCCAGGACGAGACCAGCAGCAGUGGGAACAAAGAAGACGAGGAUGACGACGACGAGGACGUCGACGAGAGACUCGACCCACGACACCACGACCCAGAGCGUCUCAAGGCGUUCAACAUGUUCGUCAGACUGUUCGUCGACGAGAACUUGGACCGCAUCGUUCCAAUCUCGAAGCAGCCAAAGGAGAAGAUCCAAGCAAUUAUCGACAGUUGCACUCGACAGUUUCCCGAGUUUGCUGAACGCGCGAGGAAGCGAAUCCGAACGUAUCUGAAGAGCUGCAGGAGGAACAAGAGGGGCAGAGAAGGCGCACCUUGGGACGCGGCGAGACCGACGCCGGCUCACUUGACCUCGGUGCAGGCGGAGCAAAUUUUGGCAACGGCUUGCGAAAACGAGAGCGACAACGCGAAACGCAUGAGGCUGGGGCUCGAGCCGGUCUCACAGCCCAUGCCCACACUGCCAGCGGCUACGCAAACGGACGUGCGGUCGAGCUUGGAGCACUUCUCAAGCACUCCAAUAAAAUCGCUACCAGGAAAGAGAGAGGACACACCGCCGACGUCGAUGACAUCCCUCGCGCCUCUCACCAGCUUGGCCAGUUUACCCAGCAGUACCCUCGCCUCAACGCCUCUGUCGCUUGCACCAACAUCCAAACUAUUGACGUCCUCCGACAACAAGGGUCUUAUGAGCCAAGCGACGAUAGUUAGCUCAUCAGCGGUAAACGGCGUGGCAAGUGGCGGUGCACCCACCGCGAUGUACAGACCAAACUUCAGCCAAGCAUUCCAACGCGCUGGGCCCACCAAUGUGCCCCCGACUCUUUCUGCUGGACUUUAUCCUACUCAGAGCUUCACAUCUGGCCUGCUAAGCAACGGUACACAAAGACCUACUGAUCUGAGUAUGAAAAACACGAAGCCGUUGCUAAGCCACAAGUUGAAUGCCACUGAAAUGACCGCCGUGAGGCAGCUGAUAACCGGGUACCGAGAGUCCGCGGCAUUUUUGCUUAGAUCUGCCGACGAGCUCGAGCAGCUUUUGCUCCAGCAGCCGUAAAUUCUGACGGAUCAUCGACUGAUAAACAACAACAUCAGCAACACGAAAAUCUACUGAUAACUGGAAAAUUUACAACGCGAGCGAGGAGCGGAAGGAAAAUUCGAUAAAAUUAUUAUCGACUUACCGGCAGUCGUAAUCGCGACUCCCGCCGCUGGCAUGGAAAAUUUAACAGCCCGGCGGUAAAUUUAUUUUACUUUUAAUGCUGAACAAAAGUUCAUCAGCAGCCUAGCUUACGUCUAAUUGUUUAAUUGCUCGGUACUUUAUCACUUUUUUUUAUUAUUUACUACUUAAAGCUUUGAUAUAAAUAUAUAUUAUUAUAUAUUAAUUAAAAUAACGAGUCUAGUGAAUGGAUAAGUGUAAAUGUACUUUAAGAUUAAGUUUAAAAAAAGUAAUAAAAUGCGCAAUUAAUAUCUAGAGUUUAUAAUUUUCGAGUGACCACUCAUUGGAAUAAUUAAAUAUUUAAAUAUAAAUAUAUGAUAAUUAAUUGAAAUUAAUAAACAGGGUGUACAUAGACGAAGAAACUAAAAUAUUUACUUAAUUAACGUAAGAAAUAUUAUAUUAUUAUUAAUGUUUUUGUGUGAAUACGUGACUGCUUACGCGAAUUAUAAUAAUAAUUAUUAUAAAAAUAUAUAAUGAAUGUAAUUAAAAAAUGCUUGAUUAUUUACGUACUUUACUUGGAGUAAAUCAAUUGUUUAUAAUUUUGUUAAUGACUCGAGUAAUUAAAAAAAAAAUGAAAAAAAAAAAUGUUGAGAUUUGAACGGACGAAUGAAAAUAAAAUAAUUCGGUAAUUGUAUGAAUUAAGUUGUGGAUUGUAUGCUGUACAUAUUAUUUAAGUAUAGGUAUUUUAUGUAGAUGUGUAUACAUAAAUUUGUAUGGGUAAUCGUGUAGAUAUCGGACACGGCGAUAAAUGAAUAUUGAGCGGUUGUUACCAAGCUAAAUUAUCCAUUCGUAAUUAAUCGUAUGUGUGUUAUGUGUACAUAUGGAUGCCCUGUAUUUACGUACAGAGGAUUACGAGCUGUGUCUAAUUAACCAGAGCUCUAGGAUUAAUGUCAACAGACAUGCUGAAUAUUUUUUAAGUAUCAUUAUUAUUUUUAACUUUAAUAAUUAUUAUUAUUAUUUAUUUACGGUCGACUAUGCGUCAUAAGCCUCUUCCCCUCAAUCGGGAGCACUGUCCGAACUUCCCCCACUUGACCACUCUGAGGAAUUUCGUACCAGAGGGCCCGUUAUAAGCCUCCGUUAAAAUUGUCUAAAUUUUAACGACUCAGAAGUUAGCGGACAAUUAACAAUCUUCAAAUUUUUUUUCAACAAUUUAAUUUGGAAAAAAAAAUUUUAAAAAUGCUCGUGUGGAAAAUUGAAAAAACUAGAGGUGCAAUUUUUAAAAUAUUUUUUUUUUUUAAUUUUAUCGUUUUUAAAAGAAUUUAAAAAUUACUAGACGUCGGCUAAUUUCAGUAUCCGAAAUUAUAAACUUAAAAAAAAUACAAAAAUUUAUUAUCUCUGGUUCGCGGAGAAUAAUUUAAUCAUUAUGGAGUAAAAUAUAAUUUAUUGUUCAUAAUUGUAUUCAAAGCAUCUGUUACAAUUGAAAGUUUUAUUGACCAUUAUCUUUAUUAAUAAAAUAAUUAUUUUUAUUAUUACUGUAAUCAAUACCAUUAUCAUUUUAAUUUUUUGUAUUUUAAUUCUUAUUCGUGUAAGAGAUAAGUAUUUAUUUUAACUCUACACUGUAAAAAAAAUCCGGAGUGAACACGGAGUGGAUGAGUUUAUUUAUUUAAUUUCCUCUGAGUAAAAUUUACUCCGAAUUGGAGUGAAUGUGGAUUUAAAUAAAAUCCAGACCACUCCGAAAUCACUCCGUUGAAAGACAAACUCCCUAUUCACUUCCUAUACGGAGUGAUUUUUUUAAAACUCCGAGCGCAAGUGAAUCCGAAUUUAAAUAAAAUUCGCAAUCACUUCGAAUUUACUCCCGAUUUGUUACAGUGCAGCACCAGAAAAAUCGGAAUAAUCGCGUGCGUAAAAUAUAAAUAUGACGUUUAAAAUCAUAUAAAAUAAAGACAGGCUUAUAACGGGUAGUCAAGAGCAAAACUAAACGCACGGUAGUGGGAAGAAUUCCCAGAAAAAUUUCUCCCACGUCCCCUAGACCAGGCUUAUAACGAACAGUCGACUGUAAAUAUUAAUAAAAAUAAUAGGAAUUAUGUUUGGCGGUUGGGACCACCUUGUCACGAUCGGACAAUAGAAUUCUUUGUAUGGUUGUCUGUACAUCACGUGCUACCAAAGAAUUUAAAAUUAAAAACAUUUAAUUAAUUAACUGAAAAAUAAUAAAUAUGUAGAUGUAGUAAUUGUUGGUAGAUUUUUGUUUUUAUUAUUUUUUAAGACUUUUUUUGCGAGUGUACGGCGAACUACAAACGAACAAACUGACCGAGUCACCGCUACGGUGAUUUGAGAUUUAAAUUUUCGCGCGUAAAUUUUUUAAGUUCUAUUCGUUGUUUUGUAAAUAAUUUAUAUGGAGUAAAUUUUCAUAUAAAUAUAUAUAUUAUAUAUAUAAAUAAAUAAAUAUUAUUAUUAAUUAUUAAAUAAUAGAUAUAGAGGCAUAUAUAUAUUUAAUGCGGCUCCUAAAUAAAAUAAUGAGCACAAUGUGAGAGUAUAUGUGGCAAAGUAUGUUAUGAACACAUUCCAUCUGGACAAAGUUUAUUUAAAAAGGAUAUUGAUAUUGAUAUAUUGAUCGAGAAACGUUCCCUUGGUACACUCAAUAAAAAAAAAAAGAAGUUUAUUAUGAAAAUAUAAAAAUAAAUAAAUAAAAGCGAGCGUAGUUACCCCGCAUGUGUUGAUUUAUCUGAUUGAUGGUUGGGAGUGCGCUUGGUAUUUAAUUGUCGUGCCUCGGAAAAUAAUGUCUCGA
This is a messenger RNA of Microplitis mediator, 5459 nucleotides long. RefSeq names its product nucleolar protein 4-like. The coding region runs from base 1010 to 2575 and encodes 521 amino acids. NCBI's taxonomy places the organism in Eukaryota, Metazoa, Arthropoda, Insecta, Hymenoptera, Braconidae. The transcript is spliced from 9 exons. The record is from RefSeq and is a predicted model, not a curated record.